ACUUCUACAGAGCCGCAUGACUGAUUGACUAAGUUCACUAAGUUACAUGCGUUCUCAAUUCCUAUACUAGAUGCCUCUAAAAACUUCGUCUACAUUGUUGAUGAGCAAAGGCAAUAACAUGAUAACAUUCCAUAACAGAGAAAAUAAGAAGAGUAGCAAAGAAUUGGAAUUUAGUUUUGUUAUAACAAGUAGAACAAUUUUAUUGAAAAAGAAAAGAAUAGAAAAAACACAGCACAAAAUUCCCAUGGCAUCAAUACCCACUAAGCAAACGACUAUUACAAACCAUAAACAAAGAAAAAAAGCACAAAGCAAACAUCUUAAAAACCAAUCACACGUCUUCCCAAUUAACUUUAUACCCUCCAAUUCACCAUUUUCCUCUUUCUCUCUCUUCUAUUUUGCUUAAUUCUCAAGGCUUCUCUUCUUCAUCAUCUUCUUCUUUCUGCAACUUUUUCAAUCAAAUACGAACCCCCUGUUUCUGGGUUUGUGUUUGUUUUGUGUUCAUCAAUGGCGGACGGAGGGUUAUACACGAAACCCAAAAGGGUACCAACAACCCAAACACAAAACAAAAAGAAACCAAGUAAGUUUUACUCUAAUUUCUUAUUCAAAGCCACAAUUAUCUCAAUUUUCUUAGUUACAAUCACCCUUUUUCCUUCAGAAGCUCCUGAAAUUGUUAGCCCAUCAUUUUUUUCACGAUGGUGGGAGCUUCUUCAUUUGAUUUUUGUGGGAAUUGCUGUUUCUUAUGGUUUAUUUAGCCGUAAAAAGGUUGAUGAUGAUUCAGAGGGUGAUAUUGAUACUGCUCAGUCUUAUGUUUCUAAAUUGCUUCAAGUUCCUUCUGUUUUUGAUGAUGAUGCUGAUUCCCCAACUGGGUCUCCUGAUAAUCAUAUUCAUAAUCAUAGUUUAAAUAAUAAUAGUAAAGUUCAAACAUGGAGUUCUCAGUAUUAUAGAAAUGAACCUAAGCUUGUUGUUGCUAACAAUAGUGCUAUUGUGGAUGAUAAUAAAUCUGGGUUUGGUGAAAAACCAUUGUUAUUGCCUGUUAGGAGUUUGAAAUCAAUGGUUUCUGAUGGUAAUGAUGUUGAUUCUGGGGUUUCUAGGGUUUAUGCUAGAUCAAAUUCUAAGGAAUCAUCAAAUGAUUCGAGAAGAAUUAGUAGAAAUGAUGUUAAAUUGGUUAGUGAGGAGGAUUCUGGGGUUUCUAGAGGUUAUGCUAGAUCAAAUUCUGGUGUAAGUGCAAAGAGUGGGAAUGAUUCUAGGAGAAUGAGCAGGAAUGAUAGUGUGAAAUCUCGAGGCUCGGUUCAUAGUGAAUUUGGGUCUGUUAAUGGGGAUGGUGAGGUUUCUAGAUCAUUGAGUAGGACUAAUUCGAAUUCGAGUUCGAGUUCAAGGGGUUUUUCAAGGAUUUCAAGGAAACCCUCAGGUGGGGAUUAUGGGGGAUUGGAUGAUGAAGUUGUUGAGGAGCGUAAGGAGAAGGUUGAAGAGAGUGUUGUGCUUCCAUCUCCAAUUCCGUGGAGAUCGAGAUCAGGGAGGUUGGAAGUUAAUAAAGAAUCCAUUGAUUCUUCCUUGCAUUCACUCCCUGCAUCACUUGAGGAGAGUGGGGCUGCUCAACUCUUGAGAUCAGAGUCUUCUCUGUCAUCUCGAUCUAGCUCAUCGUCUUCUUCACCUAAGAAGCUCUCUCCAUCCCCUACACUGUCCUCACCAAAGAAGCUGUCUCCUGCACCAUCCUUAUCAUCAGAGUCUCUAGCUAAAAGUGUUGAGGAUUAUGGGAGAAAGAAGCCUGUUUAUAGUUCCCAUCUCCCACCACCUCCGCCUCCUCCACCACCUCCACCUAGUCAUAAAUCACAAUUUGUGAAGGUGAAUUCCAGUGAGCUCAAUGAUGAAAAGUCCAGUCGUCGCAAGGAGUUUAAACGAAUAUGGAGUGAACCAAAGGACAUAGGCGGGGCAAAUAGGGAGGAACCAUUGAACAGAAGUUAUACUGGUUUUGAAACAAAACCUAGAAGUGGCAGUGAUAGUUCAUCUGUGGGGAAGUCUGUUAGAACUGUUAGAGCUGGUGAUAUGAUAUCUGCAAGGAAAUCCCGAGAUGUUGAUGAAGAAAACAGAAGAUCAGUGGAAAAUGAUUCAGAGUCAUCAGACAUGUCUGAAAAGUCAGAGAGAAAAACUACAGGUUACAAUCCAAUUUCAAGGGGAUCUUUCACAGAAUACCCAAAGGAAACUAGGGAUUUUCUUGAACAAGUUCUGGUGAGAAGUGAUGAUGAUUCUGAAAGCGAGGAUGAUAACUAUGUUGAAGAACGAGUGGAAACAGCAAAGGUUGAGGAACCGCCUUCUGAUAAUGUUGAUGAGGGGCCUGAUGUUGAUAAGAAAGCUGAUGAGUUCAUUGCCAAAUUCAGGGAGCAGAUCAGACUUCAACGAAUUGAAUCCAUUAAGAGAACAGCUGGGCAACUUAAAAGAAGCUCUGUGAGGUAAUGAAGGUUAUUUUAGCUGUCUUAUUCGCAUCACUUGUCUUCCUUAGGGCUUAGGGGCCAUAUCUUUGUAAUUUUAGUUAUCAUCGGAAUUUUACUUGGAUACACAAUGUAUAGAAAUUUGCAAAGAUUACUCUGUAAUCAGCUAUGACAUACAAAUAGUAUCUGCUCAAUGCUACCAUAUUGUAGCUUAUGACUAUGAACCUUAUAUUGUGCUGAAGAUGUCCAUUUGUCAUUAGAGAUUUGAGUUGUAAGUUGUAACUCCUGUAAAUUGGCAGUGAAGCUCAGCCAACUAGUAAAAUUUCAUAGGUAAAAUACUUUGAAAUCAAUUAUGAAGCCUUUUUCCUGAUAGAAUUUUGGGUUGCUGAGCUUUGGUAGUGUAACACAUAGCCAAUGAAAAUUAAUCUACAGAGUUUCUAGUGUCGAAUAUUAAAAUGUAAUGCACUCGAAAGGGAAUUCUGAAUGUUAGUCUUGGAUUGA
Messenger RNA from Chenopodium quinoa (quinoa), 2927 nucleotides. RefSeq names its product serine/threonine-protein kinase CST20-like. Bases 505 to 2451 code for a protein of 648 amino acids. NCBI's taxonomy places the organism in Eukaryota, Viridiplantae, Streptophyta, Magnoliopsida, Caryophyllales, Amaranthaceae. The transcript has a single exon. The record is from RefSeq and is a predicted model, not a curated record.